UAUAUUUGACUAGAACUAGAAGUUGCAUGUUCAAACUAGUGGUGAAUGCUACUCAUGGCAGUGACUCAAUUGUGCUCUUCUGCUUCCUUGUUUUACAUGUCCUGCUUCCCCAAAAAUGCAACUCUUUCUUCACCUAUCCAAUUUUCUCAACAAAGGGUUGUUAGCAGUUAUAUGCUGUGCAAGCCCCAGGGAUACUAUUGAACAUUCUGGUAAUGGGUUUGGUGGUCUUCCUGAAAAACUGUACUCUCAUAGAAAAUCAGGUACUAGUAGUAGUACUAAUACUAAUAAAGUUCCACCUCCACGGCCUCGCCGGAUAAUUUUGGUUCGGCAUGGGCAGAGUGAAGGAAAUGUGGAUGAGAGCGUCUACACUAGAGUUUCUAAUCCAAAGAUCCGAUUGACCGAGAAAGGUAUGGCUGAUGCUGAGGAAUGCGGGAAGAGGAUCAAGGAGAUGAUUGAAAAAAGACAAGUGCAUGAUUGGAAGGUCUACUUCUAUGUGUCUCCUUAUAGAAGAACAGUUGAAACACUCAAGGGGUUAGGGAAAGCAUUUGAGCGCUCAAGAAUUGCUGGCAUGAGAGAAGAACCUCGCUUAAGAGAGCAAGAUUUUGGGAAUUUUCAGGAUAGGGAGAAGAUGAGACUUGAUAAAGCUAUGCGUAUGCUUUACGGUCGAUUCUUUUACCGGUUUCCUAAUGGGGAAUCUGCAGCUGAUGUUUAUGAUAGGAUUACAGGAUUCAGAGAAACAUUGAAAUCGGAUAUCGAAGAGGGAAGGUUUCAGCCACCAGGGGAGAGAAAUUCAAACAUCAACUUGGUGAUAGUUUCGCAUUGCCUAACGCUGAGAGUGUUUCUGAUGAGAUGGUACAAGUGGACAGUGGAGCAGUUUGAUGGCCUCAACAACUUUGGUAAUGGAAGCAUGAUUGUUAUGGAAAGAGGCUACGGUGGAAGGGAUACUAUUGAACAUUAUGGUAAUGGGUUUGCUGGUUUUCCUCAAAAGCAUUACUCUCAUAAAGAAUCAGGUACUAGUACCAGUAAAACUAAAACUCCACCUCCAAGGCCUCGGCGGAUAAUUCUGGUUCGGCACGGGCAGAGUGAAGGAAAUGUGGAUGAGGGAGUUUACACAAGAGUUUCUGAUCCAAAGAUUGGAUUGACAGAGAAAGGUGUGACAGAUGCUGAGAAAUGUGGGAGGAGGAUCAGGGAGAUGAUUGAGGAAGACCAAGUGCAUAAUUGGAAGGUCUAUUUUUAUGUUUCUCCUUAUAAAAGAGCAGUUGACACACUCAAGGGUUUAGGGAAAUCAUUUGAGCGCUCAAGAAUUGCUGGCAUGAGAGAAGAGCCUCGCUUAAGAGAGCAAGAUUUUGGGAAUUUUCAGGAUAGGGAGAAGAUGAGAGUGGAGAAAGCUAUCCGUAUGCGAUAUGGUCGAUUCUUUUACCGGUUUCCUAAUGGGGAAUCUGCAGCUGAUGUUUAUGACAGAAUCACAGGAUUCAGAGAAACACUGAAAUCGGAUAUUGACGUGGGACGGUUUCAGCCACCAGGGCAGAGAAACCCAAACAUCAACUUGGUGAUAGUUUCACAUGGCUUAACUCUGAGGGUGUUUCUGAUGAGAUGGUAUAAAUGGACAGUGGAGCAGUAUGAGAGACUGAACAACUUUAGUAAUGGAAGCAUGGUGGUUAUGGAACGAGGCUAUGGUGGAAGGUACAGUUUGUCAGUGCACCACGAAGAAGAAGAGCUAAGAGAGUUUGGAUUGUCAGAUGAAAUGCUAACUGAUCAGGAAUGGCAAAAAUAUGCAAAACCUGGGGAGCUGAACUAUGACUGCCCAACGCUAAAUUCCUUCUUCACCCACUUCGGUGAAGACGAUGAUGGUGCAGCUGAGGAGGAGGAGUACUAGUUAAACAACAUAUAACCUAGCAGUUAGUUCAUAUCAUUGAUUACACAAGUAGAUUACCUAUAAUGCUUCAGUCAAAUUAAUUCUUUGUAGUUCUGAAUGAACAUUCAAAUUCUUUAACAAUUACAAUAGGGAUCCAAAUACCAGAAACCACUGUGACAAUUAAUAUGCAUUGUUCUUGAUACGUUUUUUUACCA
Rosa rugosa (rugosa rose) is the source of this 2070-nucleotide messenger RNA. RefSeq lists its product as uncharacterized. Gene Ontology annotation, molecular function: phosphatase activity. The transcript is spliced from 8 exons. Lineage: Eukaryota; Viridiplantae; Streptophyta; Magnoliopsida; Rosales; Rosaceae. The record is from RefSeq and is a predicted model, not a curated record. The coding region runs from base 116 to 1876 and encodes 586 amino acids.